AAAGCUUUUAGGUGAAGCAGACGAAGGAACUUGUUUACAGAAAAAGUCCUUUUAUUUUUUGUUUGCCACUUAGUGAUGUUUUCAUGAGAGUGAUGACUGAAGAUAAAACGCCACGAAGUCAUAUACAAAAAGCUGAGAAAAUGGGUAUCUCUGAUUCUGUGAUGUAACUCCAUACAGUCACCAUAAGUAAUGAACAAACAGUGGAGGGGGACAUGAACCAGCCCAUGUCCUUCAGUGUCCAGCGUGAGGUCCAGUUUCGUUUUCUCUGUCCCAAUGACAUAAAUGAAGUCAAAAGGCUGUGCACAGAAUGGUUUCCGAUUGAGUACCCUGACACUUGGUACCAGGAUAUUACAUCCAACCCCAAGUUCUACUCACUGGCAGCCACCUACCAUUCCAGGAUCAUCGGGAUCAUCGUGGUGGAGGUCAAACAACUUGCCAACACCAAUAAAGAGGAUGCAGACAUAGUGGCCUCCUAUUAUCCCUCGACUUGUCAGGUGGCUUACAUACUGAGUCUGGGUGUCGUGGUGGACUACAGGAAACAUGGAAUAGCUUCACUGUUGUUAGAUAGCUUAAUCUCAUACCUCACUGCCAAAGACCGCUACAACUGUAAAGCCAUUUAUCUCCAUGUCCUGGCCACUAACUGUGUUGCCAUCAAGUUCUACGAGAAGCGGCGAUUCAAGGUUCAUAGCUUCCUGCCAUAUUACUACUCAAUACAAGGAAAACCCCGCGAUGGAUACCUGUAUGUGCUGUACAUCAAUGGGGGCAAACCGCCAUGGUCAACGAUUGAUUAUGUCAUGAAUAUGGGAGAGUUGCUGUUGAAGCUACAACCAUGUGCUCUACCACGGCAGAUCAUUCGAAGUGUACGUGGAUGGUUUUGUCGAUUAUUGGCUGGGGCCACUUCUGACUAGUUAUCAUUCCAUUUCCUUCUAGGGAGUAUCUCAAAAGUAUACUAUAUUUAUAUCAGGGAGCAUCUCAGAAGUAUUCUCUGGAUAAUUAGUACCACAGUCUUUCUUCUUUUGUCAGUAAUAUAACCACUGCAAAUUCUGUAUGUAUUCUACCAGCAAAGUUGUGAUAUUUGCAAUCAAUCCAUAUAUAUUAUUUAUUAUACUAAAAUAAAGUUAUAUAGUGGAGUAAUAUUAUACUGAAAAUGAUAUUUGCAACUUAAUUAAUGUCAAGUCUUAAGAAAGCACCCUCUUGUUUUUGUAUGUACAGUCCGUCUAUGUGUACUGGAAAAUUAUGAACAUCAGAUUAAACAGAAUUUUUUUCUGACUUUAAAACCUCUGUGCUAAAAGUAGCUAGCUAUUGUAUUCUGAAUUGUAGUUUAGGACGUUUUACAAGUGCUGUAGUAAUUAGUGUCAAGUUUUACAUACAAGUAUAAAAUUGAAACUAAAAUAUUCAAAAAGCAUACUGUAUAUGUGAGACUCUUAGAACAAAAUACGCAUUGCCAUAAUAAGAGUAUGAGUUUUGUCCAUGUUCAGGUAGAGCUUCAUGUGGAUCUAGCUUUGUGUGUGUCUCGAGUGUAAGGUAUGAAGAAAUUAAUGAAGGUCAUUCUGUACAGGGUACUGUAUGAAUUAUUGUUGUCUUCUUUUUGUGUUUGAAAUAACCAUCUUCAUUUUCAAUAUAUACUGAUUAUUUGCCUCAAAAUAUGGAAAUUUUAUGUGUUUUCUGUUACUUAGGUAUGACCAUUUGACACAAGAUAGAUAUUAUUUCAGUAAUCUGCAAUUGAAAAAAUUUUAAUUGGAUGUACUUAACUUAUAAAAAUCUGUGAUCAACUUUUACAAAGUACUACAUACGAUUUUAAGGAUUUUCUUACCAGUAGAUACCAAACCAUGAUUUACUGUUAAGUCACAUACUUGUAUUUUCUUGGGAUGGAAUAUUUAUUGUGUUUUGAGACCAAAAAAAUAGAAGGUUUUGUGGUUAUAGAGUUAUGGUUCUUUAUGAUAGGUUGCUAUCUCUUGGUCAUGGGGAUUUGAAUUUAAGGUUUUUUAAAUACCGAUAAUGUUGAAACCACAAAAAUUAGACUGACAAAAAUCGGUGAUUUACGGUAUGUUUACUUCAUCUGCAGCAGCAAAUUACCUGUGUGUGUUUCACAUCUCCAUCUGAUUACUGUGUGUGUGUUUCACAUCUCCAUCUGAUUACUGUGUGUUGGGUAAUUUGUCUUUAGUAUAAAUUGAAUUUCAUUUCGGUGUUCACUUUAAUGGUUGUAGUAAAAUGUUUACAUAUCGUAAAUCUUUUUAAAAUAGCCAUUAAAGGGUUUACCUGGGAUAUGAACAAAUUCACUAAAAUCCUGGGAAUUCCAUCCACAAGAGACACUUUAAUCCAAAUGUAUGUAUGUUUGAACGCAGGACUGAAUGUCGGGAGCAAGUCUGAAUUUUAUAUAUCUAUGAUCUCAUUAGUUCCUGCUGUCAUUAGAUUUAAUAAAGAUAAUGGCAAUUUUUAUUUAGCUACUUUAAAAGUGCUUGACACCAGAAUGUCAUUGUCUUGCCAAUAGGCCAUUAUCUAUUUUACUAAGAAACAUUAUUUAUAUACUAUAAACAUACUAGGUGAUAAUCUUAUUGAACGGAGUGUUUUUCAGUGCUACUAUUUUAGUACACGUACUUUUUUCACUAUUUUAGUGGUAAUUUUUCCGACUAAUUCCAGCACAUGUACUGUUACAAGGAGAUGGACAUCAGAUCCAAAAUGAUUUUGUUAGAAAAAUACAAGUAUGCUAAAUUCUAAUUACAUGUCUCUAUGUUCUUUAUACAUGUAAAAAGAAACUUUAUACAUGUAAAAAGAAACUUAUUGCAAGACAUUCAUACAUACAUAGAGAGAGAGAGAGAGAGAGAGAGAGAGAUAUUAAAAAAAUGAAAGAAUAUGUGAUUAUAGUGAGCAAUUGACUUUGCAUGCAGAAUUAUGAAUAGUAAAUACAACUUUACAAAUAUUCAUGUUGUUAAUACAUAUGUAUAUGGUAUCAUUCCUUUGCAUAAUGAAUCUUAUGUAUAAAAAAAAAAAAGGAAAGAGAGAAAUUAGAUUACUGCAGGCUUUGUAAACCUCUAAUGAUAUGGACAAUUAGAGUGUAAUUUGGGGGUGUGGCACUGUGAUAAACUGUAUUAACUACAAAGUUAUGAGAAGUGCAUAAUAGAUUUGAAAGUGAACAAAUGUAGAGAAACCCAUUGGUACAUCUCAUGUUCUACACUAAAACUCCAAGGUAUCAGCAAUAUAUUUACUCAGUAAUUCAUCGUAAAUGUUCAUGAUUUAUCAGGUAUCUUGGAAAAAAAGUCACAGUUUCAUUAAACUUCAAUCAAAAUUUGUCCAUAUGUAUUUCAGUGGAAUUAUACAGUAAAUGUUUAUUUUUUGUUUGAUUGUCUUCAUGUUAGGAAUUUUUCCCGUGUCGGGAAUUUGGCCAUCAAACGCCAUGGUAUUGUAAUGAAUAGUUGCACUCGUGUGUUAGUCAGGCAGGCAGGAGCUGUGUAAACAAUUCACUGUGAUAUUUGUAAUAUUCUGCAAAUUUGAAAUCCAACAUGGUGUAUUAAUGUGUUGUCAUUAAAACAAUGUUGUGUCUCCUAAACUUAGGCUAAAAGGGUUUCAUUAAUUAAAACAUCAUGUCUUUGAAAAAGUUGUGAUUAACAGAGCAAAGCUGAAAGAAAUGUACAUCAUUGAAAUUAGAAUACUCCAGAACAAAAUUUAUUGCACUUGUUUAUAUGCUCUAACCUGCAAACCCUUCCCAAGUGGAUGAAGUUCAGGAUUAUUGUAGCCUGUGACAAAAUAUACACAUUAAAUUUCUAAUAAAUUCCAACAAAAAUGUUAAUUAGUGAAUCAGGUCUAAAAAAAUUUUAUAUCUUCAAGUGACAUCCAAUAUGGUGAAUAGUAUGUUAUUGUCAUUAGGUACAGUGGAAUUUUCAUUAGCAUUUUAUUUUUCUGGAAUUCAAACUGGAUGAAUUUAAAAUUACCCAUUAAUUUCUAGUGGUAAUUAUACAUUGUGGUGAAUUUAAUCAUUGUAUUGACUUGGCUUUAACUUCCAUUCGAAAUUCAGACGUAAAAAUAAUAUCUUGUCCUUUUAAUUUUAAUAGCAGGAUAGCUCAGUGUAGAUCAAGGGUUUGAGUCUAGCAGGGAUUUUAAAAAAAAAAUUCAAGUGUGUUUCUACUUUUUUUUUCGCUGAAUAAAUAUUCAAUUUCAAAAUACUACAGUACAUAUAUCAUUUACUUUUCAUUUGGUCUUCCUGGUGGGUUAUUCCUUCAUAAGAUGGGACAGUUGUUUUUCAAUAUGUCUGGUUGAAAAAGAGGGAAAAAAAGCAGAUGAAAAUUUUGCGAUACACAGCAUUUCCUUUUAUGUAUGUUACAAGCACCCAUUAAAUUGCAUUGACAGAAACCUUGGGAACACCUUAGAUUGUUGCGUACACAUGUAUAGUCACUUGUUACUGUUUUGUGCUGUUUGUGACGUUAUUUAAAACACAUUGUUAUACUUUAAGUAGUUAAUUGUGCACUCUGUUACUGUUUUGGAUUCAUUCAUUCAUUGACAUUCAUAUUGAGGAAAUAAAUAUUGAUUAUCUGA
Molecule: messenger RNA, 4530 nt
Organism: Ostrea edulis (European flat oyster)
Lineage: Eukaryota; Metazoa; Mollusca; Bivalvia; Ostreida; Ostreidae
Product: N-alpha-acetyltransferase 60-like
Exons: 6
Coding region: 213-908 (231 amino acids)
Biological process (GO): N-terminal peptidyl-methionine acetylation
Cellular component (GO): Golgi membrane
Molecular function (GO): protein-N-terminal amino-acid acetyltransferase activity; histone acetyltransferase activity
Source: RefSeq, a predicted model, not a curated record